GCGUUUGAGAGAGAGAGAAGGCAGAAGCAAGCUGGUCUGACCAGAAACAGAACUGCCUGUGACAGAUUAAGAGACAAGCAAGGCUUGGAAUCUGAGAGCAAGCAAAGAGAGUGGAAAUUUACAGCUGCCCUGUGCGAGUGUUCAAGUGAUCAUUUUCUGCUAACGUUUUCCGGUGGUAACUGUUACUCUUCAAAGAGAGAGAGAAAGUGAAGAGGGGAUUGUGGAAACUCUUCUCUCUGCAGCGCUUUUGGGAACAGGAGGCACCCUCUAUUAAAUGGAAGAUAAAGCUACUUUGUGUAAAGUGCUUUGAGCCCGAGAGAGAGCUGUCUUCAGCACCUCACCAUGUGUCUACUUUUUGUUGCUUAGACAAGCUUGGACAUUUCUAUAGCAUUUGCAUUCUGUAUUGGAAGAAGAAAUUUCUAUAGAUGAAAAAAAUGCCUUUGUUUAGUAAAUCACACAAAAAUCCAGCAGAAAUUGUGAAAGCUCUAAAAGACAACUUGGCGAUUUUGGAAAAGCAAGACAAAAAAACCGACAAGGCUUCAGAGGAAGUGUCGAAAUCACUGCAAGCAAUGAAAGAGAUUCUGUGUGGCACAAAUGACAAGGAACCCCCCACAGAAGCUGUGGCCCAGCUCGCACAAGAGCUCUAUAAUAGUGGGCUGCUGGUGACCCUGAUCGCUGACCUACAGCUCAUAGACUUCGAGGGAAAAAAAGAUGUGACCCAGAUAUUUAACAACAUCCUGAGAAGACAGAUAGGUACUCGGAGUCCUACUGUGGAGUACAUUAGCGCUCAUCCUCAUAUUCUGUUUAUGCUCCUCAAAGGAUAUGAAGCUCCACAGAUCGCCUUACGUUGUGGGAUUAUGCUGAGAGAAUGUAUUCGACAUGAACCUCUUGCCAAAAUCAUCCUCUUUUCUAAUCAGUUCCGAGACUUCUUUAAGUAUGUGGAGUUGUCAACAUUCGAUAUUGCUUCUGAUGCCUUUGCUACUUUUAAGGACUUACUAACCAGACAUAAAGUGUUGGUCGCAGACUUCUUAGAACAAAAUUAUGACACUAUUUUUGAAGACUAUGAGAAAUUGCUUCAGUCUGAGAAUUAUGUGACUAAGAGACAAUCUAUAAAGCUGCUAGGUGAGCUGAUCCUGGACCGACACAACUUUGCCAUUAUGACAAAGUACAUCAGCAAGCCAGAGAACCUCAAACUGAUGAUGAACCUGCUUCGAGAUAAAAGUCCCAACAUUCAGUUUGAAGCCUUCCAUGUCUUUAAGGUGUUUGUGGCCAGUCCUCACAAAACACAGCCUAUUGUGGAGAUCCUACUAAAAAAUCAACCCAAACUCAUUGAGUUUCUGAGUAGCUUCCAAAAGGAAAGGACGGACGAUGAGCAGUUCAGUGAUGAGAAGAACUACCUGAUUAAACAGAUCCGGGACUUGAAGAAAACCACCCCUUGACGGUCUCAGCCUCUCUCCCGCCACAGUCACUGUCUCAUUUGUUCAGUUUGUACAGAAAGUGUUAUUUCAAAAAGUAACUGUUCUCGGGAAGGCUUCGGAGGAGAUACCUGGUUUUUCUCAAUUCAUUGUUCAGGGUAGAUGGAAUAUAAACAUUUGAAUGAAAAAAAUGAUUAACCUAGAA
This is a messenger RNA of Lontra canadensis (Northern American river otter), 1620 nucleotides long. It is a transcript of the gene CAB39L, whose product is annotated as calcium binding protein 39 like. Gene Ontology annotation, biological process: intracellular signal transduction. The transcript is spliced from 9 exons. The record is from RefSeq and is a predicted model, not a curated record. Gene Ontology annotation, molecular function: protein serine/threonine kinase activator activity. Lineage: Eukaryota; Metazoa; Chordata; Mammalia; Carnivora; Mustelidae. Bases 426 to 1439 code for a protein of 337 amino acids.